CCCAUCCGAACCUCGGGGGAAGUGAAAUCAUCCCUGGACGAGACGUGGAGAAAUCCCCCGGCUAUGCUCUGAGAGCUGCUGCUGGUCGGUUACUGCUGGCGGUUAUUCUUGCAGCGAAUCGCCGGUGCUAUAAGAUGCUGUCAGUCCAUGGUUUCUUUCGGCCCUGGAUUUGCUGGAGCUCCUGUUGACUUUCUAGCUGUCUGGAUUUGAAGUCACCAUCUCUUGCUUCUCUUCCCCCUUGAUUUACUACUUACUACUAAUCUCCAUUCCUCGCUUCAAACUCCCAUCCACAUUUUUUUCCAGUCUGCUAGAAAUUCAUUUUCCAUUCUCUUCCCUUUUUCUCACCUCUCAUCCAAGCGUUGCUCAUUACUCCGACCAUCGCAUUUGUCCCAUCAUCACAUCAUGUUCUGGGGAAAGCAUCACGACGACACGCCCGAAGCGGCCCAACAACCGCCCAUUCCUCGCAAAAAGCUCCCUUCACAUUUGCAAAGACUAGCCGACAACGACGACAGUUUCUACGAUGACAUCUAUUCCUCAUACUCCGUAGACUCCACCGAAACCCCCUACCGCUACGCCGGAUACGCCAACCGACUCCGCACCGUCUUACUCUCCGCCCACCGCUACGUCGCCUACACCUCCGACAUAGGCGAAUCCUUUCGCCCCGUGGCGCACCCCUGGCUAGUGCGAUCCGCCUACGGCAUUUCCUGGACCUAUCUAAUUGGCGAUGUCGCCCACGAAGGCUACAAAGCCUACCUCCGCAAUCGCCGCGUCCUAGCGCCUCCCUGCGAGGCCUACAAAGAUGCCAGCGACCUCACCCACGAGCAAGUCGCCAAGGGCAUGGUAACCGGCAACAUCGCCGGCUCUUUAACAGGCAGUAGCAGCAGCGAUACGCUGAUGCCAUGGCCCACGACUCACGUUCCCCUGGCUGAGGACUACCGCACCGUCAUGGCCCAGCGCGCCGUGUUCCAAGGUAUCGCCAGUAUGGGUCUUCCGGCCUUUACCAUUCACUCGGUGGUCAAGUACUCUGGGCGCAUGUUGAAGAAUUCCCGGAGUGUCUUUUUCCGUACUUGGGCGCCUAUUGGGCUCGGUCUCUCCGUCGUGCCUUUCCUCCCCUACCUAUUCGACAAACCCGUCGAAGAGGCCGUCGAAUGGGCCUUCCAUACCGGACUCCGUGCGUAUGCCGGUGAAGAUGCCGUCCGUCCGUUGCCUCAGGCCGUGAGGACACCUCAUGACGAGGAGACCUCUCUGAGCCACUUCCUUAAGUUCCAGGCUGAGAAGAAUAACGGCGAGGUCAUGGGCUACGAUGCUAAUGUCUCCUGGGAGAACUAUAAGGAGGAACGCCGUCGAGCGAAGGAGCAGCGCAUGCAAGAGCGUGAGCAGCGCGGCGAGAAGGGCCCGUUGGCGUUGUUGGGUUUCGGGUCGAAUUCGAAAGAGAAGAAUGAGUGAUUGAGUGAUUGAUUGAUUUUCUUUCUAUACCUUUAUUUCUUUAUCCCCCUCUUUUUAGCUCGGUUUUUUUCUUAUGUCAUUGGCGAUGGAGGGAUGGACGGAUGGAUGGAUGAAAUGGUUUUUUCUGACUUUCUUAUCAUUCGCCUCUCUCUCCGCUGCAUUUCUGUACUGUACAUAAUAAUUGUCUCUUAGCGUUUUUUCUGCUCUCCUUUCAGCCAAACAUCAUCAGUCAUCAUCAUUAUCACGAACCACAUCAUUCAAGGGCCAGGUCAAACACAUUACUUCCUACUCAAUGGUCCUCCGCAUUUGCCUAUCAACAGAAACAAUCCCUACCUAGGUACCUCUUCAAAAUACCUUCACACCUCAAAGCAG
This is a messenger RNA of Aspergillus costaricaensis CBS 115574, 1818 nucleotides long. RefSeq names its product mitochondrial fission process 1 family protein. Bases 403 to 1446 code for a protein of 347 amino acids. Gene Ontology annotation, cellular component: mitochondrion. The record is from RefSeq and is a predicted model, not a curated record. NCBI's taxonomy places the organism in Eukaryota, Fungi, Ascomycota, Eurotiomycetes, Eurotiales, Aspergillaceae. Gene Ontology annotation, biological process: mitochondrial fission. The transcript has 3 exons.